This is a messenger RNA of Gastrolobium bilobum, 564 nucleotides long. RefSeq names its product large ribosomal subunit protein uL10-like. The record is from RefSeq and is a predicted model, not a curated record. Gene Ontology annotation, molecular function: large ribosomal subunit rRNA binding; structural constituent of ribosome. The transcript is spliced from 3 exons. Bases 1 to 564 code for a protein of 187 amino acids. NCBI's taxonomy places the organism in Eukaryota, Viridiplantae, Streptophyta, Magnoliopsida, Fabales, Fabaceae. Gene Ontology annotation, cellular component: cytosolic large ribosomal subunit. Gene Ontology annotation, biological process: ribosomal large subunit assembly; cytoplasmic translation.
AUGGCGGGGAAAGUGGCGAAGGCAGCUUACGAUGCGAAGAUGGGGAAGCUCCUGAGAGAGUACAAUCAGGUGGUGGUGGUUGCAUCAGAUAAUGUGGGGUCGAACCAGCUUCAAGGGAUACGAAGGGGGCUUCACGCUGACUCGGUGGUUGUGAUGGGGAAGAACUCUAUGAUGAAGCGCUCAAUCAUGUUGAAUGCUCAGAAGACCGGCAACAAGGCCUUCCUUAACCUUGUUCCCCUUCUUGUGGGGAACGUGGCGUUGAUUUUCACAAAAGGUGACAUGAGGGAGGUUAGCGAACAGAUUGUCAAGCACAAGGUUGUUCAUCCUAUUCUCAUGUGCCCCAAGUUCUUGUCGUAUGACACAUACCACAAUUGUUCCUUUUUGCAAUCAGGACAAUUACCUUUGGGCCUCACUUGUUGUAAGCAGCAGUCUUCCCAGGCUUCUGAGCCUUUUCUUGUAUCCUCAAAAUUCUUGCCGCACCAACAUUGUUACUUAAUGAGAUCAAGACAGUUCUUGUUGACUAGUUUAUGGGCUCCUUUUCUCCUUUUGGCUAGUAACUUGUGA